AUGACAGCCUACACUAGCUGGACUGUUAAUCAAAACUACAACUACGAUAUUUGCUUUGUGAAUCUCUUUACAAAUUCAAAAAGUCAGCAUAUUCAAGAUUUACAAGGUUCUGAAGGCGUUGGUUAUAAUUAUCCACGAAAUGCGCUGAUCUAUAUAUUUGGUUAUCCAUACAAUUUGGCACAGGGUGAAAUAAUGCAAUAUUGUUCUGGUACGGCUGCAUAUUCAAAAUUUGGUAAUGGUUAUGUUGGUCAGACGAUUCCAUGUGAUAUGACAGGCGAUUGUUCUGGUGGUCCUUGGGUUUCAAUCCUUUGUUAUUUCAUCUGGUGUUGGUUAUAUUAUAUCAUUGAACAGUUUUACAAUCAAUGA
This is a messenger RNA of Didymodactylos carnosus, 366 nucleotides long. NCBI's taxonomy places the organism in Eukaryota, Metazoa, Rotifera, Eurotatoria, Philodinida, Philodinidae. The record is from the annotation of a GenBank genome assembly.